Messenger RNA from Anopheles bellator, 3107 nucleotides. Its product is annotated as carbohydrate sulfotransferase 11. Bases 611 to 1780 code for a protein of 389 amino acids. The transcript is spliced from 6 exons. Gene Ontology annotation, biological process: carbohydrate biosynthetic process. Gene Ontology annotation, cellular component: membrane. The record is from RefSeq and is a predicted model, not a curated record. Gene Ontology annotation, molecular function: sulfotransferase activity. NCBI's taxonomy places the organism in Eukaryota, Metazoa, Arthropoda, Insecta, Diptera, Culicidae.
AUUGCGCGAUUCGCACAUCGCGGCCCCAGGCCGCCAAAGUCGCACGGAACAGGCGUAGAAAAAGCCCUUCGAAACACGAAACAGACCCGACCCGAGCGGACAAAACACAAGCGCGAACCGCGCGGAAACAAGAACAGGACAGAACGAUAUGAACUCGCGCAGCGCCCGAUGGCGAUGGUCCGCUGAAGCUGAGCUGUGAGCCGCACGGAAUCGACGGAAGACCGAUCCGCUAAUCACAGCGCACGCCAUCAAUCAACGGCCCCCGGCAAGCCCUCCACUGCCGGAUCACAAAUCGUAUCGCCGAAAACCAUGCGGCACCUCGAACCCGGAAGCCCCACUGCGACUCGUGCGAGGUCGCAGGUCUCCUGAAGAUUGCCCUCCGCUCACACCGCCCUGGAAAGGAUCUUCUUUUCUCCUCUCUUCUCACGGUGGCUCGCGGCGAGCGAGUUCGUGACGUCGACCGAGCGUGUUCUUGCUGUCCCUUCCGGCAUCCGGCAACGUGCGGACCGACGCGUUCCUUCGGGCACCAUCAUUUGGCCUUCCCUCCUCCUUUCGUCGACGUCUAAUCUGAUCGACGGACGAUCGAUGGACGAGACAGCGGCACGGCUACAUGAAAGGACAUACCAGGACCAAAUGGCGCAUCAUUAAGCGCCUGUUUCUAUUCUUUACCACCCUCUCAGUUAUCCCGCUCACCGUGCUCUACCUAAUCACCUCCGAUCAUCUCUAUCGAUUCCGCCAGUACACGUACGGUGCCAUCAUCAGCAAUGGAUCAUCACGCCAGCAAUUGCAGCAAUUUCGGUCUCCGAUCCAUCCGCCGGACAACGUCUUCGGUGUGCACCAUCUCCGGCUGGCGCAGCAACAGCAGCACCGAGUGCACCCACACGAUAAACAGACCCGCGACCAGCUGUGGAAGAACGGUACAAUCGGCAAUCAGUACCGGUUCGACAUGGACUACAUGAAGCGCCGCAUGGAGCAUCGGGUCGAGCGACUGCAGAAGAAGUGCACCGAGUACCGAUUGAAUGAACCAAAGCACAACUACAAACCGAAAGCCUGGGAGUAUCUGAUACAGCAUGAGUACCACCUCGUGUGGUGCAACGUGUUUAAGGCCGCGUCCACGUCCUGGAUGUACAACUUCAACCUGAUGGCCGGCUACUCGCCACAUUUUUUGCGCAAAACCAAAGAUGUGCCACUGCAGCUGGCGCGCCAGAAGUAUCCGCGGCCCACGGUGGAAAAGCUACAGGAAGCCAUCAACGAGUCAAUAUCAUUCAUCAUCGUAAGGCAUCCGUUCGAAAGACUGGUCAGCGCGUACAAGGACAAGAUACAGUAUGCCCUUCCCAACUCGCACCAUCACAAGCUCGGCAACCGUAUCAUCCAGAAGUAUCGGAAAGCCAUUAACGGAAAGCCGGUGACACUUCUCAAGUAUCCGUUGUUUUCCGAGUUUGUCAAUUAUCUGCUGGACGAGAUCAAGCAUCCGCAUUUCGAGAUCGACAUGCACUGGGUACCGAUGACGCACUUCUGUACGCCUUGCUUCUUCCAUUACGAUGUGAUAGCCAAGUUUGAGACGCUCGAGGAGGACCAGAACUAUCUCAUAUCGAUCGCCCGGCUCGACAGCGUCAUCAAGCCACAGUGGAAGAAUGCCGGGAAGGGCGCCCACACCAACGAGGUGCUGCUCAAGUUCUUCGCCGAGCUGGACGGGGCGCAAGUACGCGGUCUGUACGACUACUAUCGCUUCGAUUUCGAGCUGUUUGGCUACAGUGCGAAGGAAUACUUUAAGGACUAGAGGAACAGCGGAAGGUCGUGUACCGACCGACAGGCAGGCAGGAAGGCAAGGGGCCACUGAUUGGUAGCAAAAUUUUUCACAAACGAAAUUAUUCCAAGCGUCCCUCCCUGCUGUUGUGUGAUGAUCUCUCAUCAGAAGCCGAAUGGUUCAUUACCUAGCGAUGAAUAGGGAAACCAUGAUUGCGUCAAAUUACUAGCGAUAGAGCGUUCUUGUCCCACUUCCGCACAGUAAAGGGCCAAGGGUCCGAAACAAAAAAGACACAACUGAAAGAACCCACAAAAGACACACGUAAACGCGUUGGCGACAAAGUAAACGAUGGUUUAUCAGCGAGCGUACAGCGAAAGACAUGAAACCCAGCGGAACAUACAGCACUAGGAUUUAACGUAAGGAGCAGAAAAUUAACAGAACAGGCAAAGAGCAAAUAUUUUAUACAUAUUCGAAAAGAUAAUCAAAAGCCCUCUAGAGUUACUUAGAAACGUCCAUUAGCGGUUAAGUGACGUUUAGCAGCGCGUAACAGAAAGCAUAUUUUCGGCGAAGAAUUGCUCCAAUUUUUCCAGUUCAAUUAACAUCGCUAUCAAUAGACGCGCGUGCGCCGCCAGCAGACAAUGAUGUAGAUUUUGUAGAAUAUUUAAAUAAUUCCAAAGGUCUACUAUACAACUCUCAUUCCCAAAAGAGAGAGUUUAAUUCAAUUUUAAACAAAGUAAAGGCUCCCCAACGGGUAGCAAAAGACAAGAGGCGAGGAUUAUGGAGCUAACGCUACUAAGUGAAUUGCGCGGUAAGAAAAGGAAAAGUUUUGAAGAGCAAGAGGCUUAUGGAUCAAGUGAAACGUGAUUGAACUAGUUUGUAAGCUAGAUAGCGUGCUCGUUUGGUAGACACUCUAGCCUUUAAAUGAAGUUGUUCAUAAGUUCCCCCGUAACCGCUUGUAAACGGAGUUACCAUACAGUGUUUUGUUUGUCAAACAAUUUAAUUUCCCCCCUCGCUUAAUCACUAGUCAAUUUUCGAUAUACCUUUUACUUGUAACGGAACACAACCGUAUCGUUAUUGUCUUCACAACCGUAGCACGAACCGACUUCUACCAAAGCUUUCCUAUCUUUCGAAUAUUAUACGGAAUAAUACAAAUUUGAACACCAAAUUGUUCGCGGAACAAUCGUGGAGUUUGCAACAACUCCGUCGAGGUCAAAGAAGUUUUCAAAACCAUUUGACGACAACAGAGAAUUUAAUGUCUAAAAGCUCCUCCAAAUCAUACUUACCGUUGCACUAGGACGCAGAGUUAUCGCUCCACUUCUGUAGCAACGUAACCAAAGGCAGAUGGCAAUAAUAAAAUAAA